UCCGGCCCCAGUAAAAGAAUCGCACUUGUUAACGUCUGAGUCGGCCGUUUCUCUGUUCUCUCCACUCUCGAUUACACGUCGCGAACAAGGAGAGAGAGAGAGAGAGACACAAGAUGGCUUCACCUGCGACGAUUCCGAUCUCGGCUCCGCAAUCCGCCGCCGCCGCCGGCCAGGCUCAGACGGGAAUCUCCACUCCAGCUUUUCGAGCGUUCAUCUCCCGUCUUUCCUCCUCCAUCAGGCAAGGCUUGUCUCUGCGACGGCCGUGGUCGGAGCUUCUGGAUCGGUCCUCCUUUUCCCGGCCGGACACUCUCUCCGAGGCCGCCUCGCGCGUGCGCAAGAACUUCUCCUACUUCCGCGUCAACUACGUCGCUUUACUCGCUGCCGUACUCGCUUUCUCGCUCCUCUCUCACCCGUUGUCUCUCCUCGUUCUCCUGGCCCUCCUCGCUGCCUGGUUCUUCCUCUACCUCUUCCGGCCGUCGGAUCAGCCCGUCGUCAUCUUCGGCCGCACCUUCUCCGACCGUGAAACGCUCGGGAUCUUAGUUGUGUCUACCAUUGUUGUCGUGUUCCUCACUAGCGUCGGAUCGCUACUCAUCUCCGCUCUUCUUGUCGGAUUAGCUCUCGUGUGUACUCAUGGAGCUUUUAGGAUUCCGGAGGACUUGUUCCUUGACGAUCAGGAGCCAGCCAACGCCGGAUUCCUCUCCUUUCUCGGCGGUGCGGCCUCCACCGCAGCCGCUGCCGCUGCCCCAGCCGUCGCAACUCGCGUGUAAUCAGAUCGCAUCUGAUUAGAUCUCAUUCAAGUGGAGAACACAAAGGAGGUUCGUUAAGGCUUCUACACAUACGUGGUUAAUUUGGUUACCUACUCAAAUUGAACUGUGAUAUUAAAAUGAGAAAUAGCCACUGAUUUUGCAGAAAUUCGUUAGAUACUCUGUAUCUAGUUUGGAUCUGUUAUCUCCUAAUUUAGAUCUAUAUACAUUUGCUAUCCUUGAUUUCCUUGUGUCUGUAUCAUUAAAUCAUUGAUUUUCAUGAUGGAGUUUGCAAUCUGUUAAUUGUUACAUUUCAAUAUGAAUCUUGGCUUUCAUUUCA
Messenger RNA from Ipomoea triloba (trilobed morning glory), 1083 nucleotides. RefSeq names its product PRA1 family protein B1-like. Gene Ontology annotation, biological process: vesicle-mediated transport. The transcript has a single exon. The record is from RefSeq and is a predicted model, not a curated record. The coding region runs from base 114 to 767 and encodes 217 amino acids. Gene Ontology annotation, cellular component: Golgi apparatus; endoplasmic reticulum. Lineage: Eukaryota; Viridiplantae; Streptophyta; Magnoliopsida; Solanales; Convolvulaceae.